GUCUGAGAGCGGGUACAUCAGCAAAAUCCUGGGAGUUAAAGGAAGGAAAGCAACAUUUGAAAGAUUUUAAUGAUAGUUGAUAUAAUGCAGCCCUUUCUUGUGCGCGCAUCAGCCCUCCACGGUUCAGCUGUCUGGCAAAUGAAUGAAAUCCAAAGGGCGGGAUGGAGAAAAGGAGCGCAAUCGUAGAGCGGGAGAAGGGGUUCGUCAGCUCUGCUGCCCCCACAACGUCACCGAAGAGACUAUAAAGCGCGCCUGCAGCUCAGGAUUCUCAGUUCUCCAGCCUAUGCCCAGAGAUCCGCCAGGGCGGGAUCUGAGUUCCCCACUGGGUACAGUCCCAAAUUGUUUCUUUCGCAUCUUGUCCUUCCCGCCUCCCAGGACUGCAAACUCCUCAGAGGAAGUGCGACUCUUGCUCCCCUUUAAAGGCUGGACCAAAGCAUCCCUUAACCAGCAAGAGCUAGGUACUUUGUCUACUCGCUUCCCAGGCGGGACUAACGACCGCCGGACACGACAGUGACCAGGAGGCAAAGAACAACUUUAAGGGAGUGGGCUAGGGCUGGCAGCGGGGCGAGGUCUCAGGCUACAGACCUGAGGCCAUGGCCUCUCUCCCAGCAGCAGAGAACUGGACAGACUACCCGGGAGGAGUCGAUGUGGACUCCGGGAACCUGAGUGCUGCUCUCGGAGUCGGAGCGGCGGCAGGGACAGCGGAGACUGAAUGGCUGCGUUUGCUAGUGCAAGGUGGCAACUUCUCCUCUUCCUCCGAGCUGGGACUGCCUGAGGCUUCGCCCGCGUCCUCCCAGCCCCGGGCCAACCUCACUAACCAGUUCGUGCAGCCGUCCUGGCGCAUCGCUCUCUGGUCCCUGGCAUAUGGAGUGGUGGUGGCAGUGGCGGUCUUUGGAAAUCUCAUUGUCAUCUGGAUCAUCCUGGCCCACAAACGCAUGAGGACCGUCACCAACUAUUUCCUCGUGAACCUAGCUUUUUCUGACGCCUCCAUGGCAGCUUUUAACGCGUUGGUCAACUUUAUCUACGCGCUUCAUAGCGAGUGGUACUUCGGCGCCAACUACUGCCGCUUCCAGAACUUCUUUCCUAUCACAGCUGUAUUCGCCAGCAUCUAUUCUAUGACGGCCAUUGCAGUGGACAGGUAUAUGGCCAUUAUUGACCCCUUGAAACCCAGACUGUCUGCCACAGCUACCAGGAUUGUCAUUGGAAGUAUUUGGAUUCUGGCAUUUCUACUUGCCUUUCCUCAGUGUCUUUAUUCCAAAAUCAAAGUCAUGCCCAGCCGCACUCUUUGCUACGUUCAAUGGCCAGAAGGUCCCAAACAACAUUUCACGUACCACAUUAUUGUCAUUAUUCUGGUGUACUGCUUCCCGUUGCUCAUCAUGGGUAUCACAUACACCAUCGUUGGGAUUACUCUCUGGGGAGGAGAGAUCCCAGGAGAUACCUGUGACAAGUAUCAUGAGCAGCUGAAGGCCAAACGAAAGGUUGUAAAAAUGAUGAUCAUCGUUGUGGUGACAUUUGCCAUCUGCUGGCUACCCUAUCAUAUUUACUUCAUUCUCACUGCGAUCUAUCAACAAUUAAAUAGAUGGAAAUACAUCCAGCAGGUCUACCUGGCCAGCUUUUGGCUGGCAAUGAGCUCAACCAUGUACAACCCCAUCAUCUACUGCUGUCUGAAUAAGAGAUUUCGAGCUGGCUUCAAGAGAGCAUUCCGCUGGUGUCCUUUCAUCCAGGUUUCCAGCUAUGAUGAGCUAGAGCUCAAAACCACCAGGUUUCACCCAACUCGGCAAAGCAGCCUGUACACCGUGACCAGGAUGGAGUCGGUGACAGUGGCGUUGGACCCCAGUGACACCGACAACACCAAAUCCACUAGGAAGAAAAGAGCCGCACCCCGAGACCCCAGCAUCAGUGGCUGCUCCCGCGGGGAUUCCAAGUCGGCCUCCACCACCUCCAGUUUCAUAAGCUCACCCUACACCUCUGUGGAGGAGUAUUCAUAAGGCCAUUUCCUGAGGUGAAAGAUUUGUGUGAGGCCAUCACGGUGCCAACAUAGGUCCCCGUUCUCCUGCCUGUCAAUAUUGUAUUGCAUACCCUCUGGAAGCAGGAGGAUGACUUUAUUUAGGCAGCUAUGUUUAAGUCAAGAAAGAAAGCAUGUAAAUAUAACAAAGACCCUACUAAGAUAUUAAGCCUUCUCCUCCACCCCCCGAAAAAAAGAAAUGAAGUGGAUGUAAGUACAUUCUUUAAAAACUCUAAAUUAUUAUAUGCAGCAAAAAUAUAUAUCUAAAAAAUACUUGAGGGCUGGGGUUGUAUAGAUCAGUGCUACAGCGCUUGCCUUGCAUGAGUGAAGCACUGGAUUCAAUCCUCAACACCACAUAAAUAAAUAAAACAAAAGUAUUGUGUCCAUCUACAACUAAAGAAAUAUUUUUAAAAACCUUGACAAUUGUCAAGUUUCUCUCAUUUAAAAACUACAGUAUACAUUUGUGAUACUAAAAUGACAUAUAGUUUUCCCAAAAGAUUAAAGAAGCUUUAAAAUAUAUUCUGAGUAAGGAAAAACAAACUCUACAUAAAAUGAAACUUUUCAUCUACAGCUAUAGAAUGGAAAAGUUCAAUGGCUCCUUUUCCCAUAAGAGUGAUGGAAAAUUAACCUCAGAAAAUAGGAAGUAAUAAAAAACCUUUUUCAAGAAAAUUCAUUUUGUGGCAUGAAAGCUGUUAAAGGUUUAAAGAUUUCCUGCAAGACACUUAACAGAAAAUAAAAUCACAUCAAGUCAUUAGGCAGAUAGACAUAUUAUUCUCUGAAUUAUUUUUUCUGAGAAAGUGACUUCAAAAGAAAAAUAUAAUCACCUAAUUUUGACUAUGUAUUUUAAAUGCUAAUCUAUGAUAUAGUCAACUUGAGAACCUUAAAAGGACAAAGAGAAUUCCUAGAUUCUUCUGUUUUAUUUUUCACAGAUUUUUAAAAAUUACGUAGAUUAUAUAAUACUAAAGAUGCCUUCUAAUGCAGAAGAGGAGAAUCCCAUUUGCCUCUAUAAUUAGCUAACAAUUAUUAGACAAGAACUACAGAAAGUCAUUCAUAGGUAUGAAGAGACAGAAACAUCUGCUAGCUUCAAAGGCAGAUGUUUGUCACCUCUAGUCCAUGGAAAAAGUUUUAGAAUUAACUUUAUCAAUAGUACUGUGUACUUUUCUACUCCCCUAAUUUAAAAAGAAGCAAGGACUAGUGGAACACAUCAGAAUAUGUUUCGAGUGCCAGUCUUUAUGGGGAAAAAAAGUUGUAGGAGUUAAAGAAGAAAACGUAACUGAAAAUAUUACUAUACCUACAAGUAAAUCAGAAAAGAUGUAGAGAGGUAAGUCAAGUGCUAGAAACAAAAGCUUUAGAAUAGUUUGGAUACAUAUGAGCUAAUUAAUGUCAGGUGAGCAAGAGAAUAACAAUGACCCUUUCACACAAAGACCUCUUCCUUGUUUAGCUAACCCCAACUUUCUCUGGAAAGAAAUAAAGCCCUUUUAUUACCAGAAAAUUGAUUGACAGAUGAUAGAUAAAUAGAUAGAUAAACAAAUAGAUGGAUAUGUAGGCACAUUUCUGAGACCCAUAACAAAACAAUGAACAGCUGAGUAAAGAAUUUAUCUUCCAGACCUCAGUCCUUAGAAAUCAUCUUUCCUUAAAUUGGGAAUACUGUCAAUCCUGUCCAAUAAAAUCACAAACUUUCUGAGAACGUGGAUGUGUAGUUUAAAACUUCUUUAAAAUAUCAUUACAUUUUUAAAAUUGUCCAAAUAAUUACCUGUAACAUUUUACUUGACUGGUCAAUAUUAGAACCAAUAUCUUUUUGAAGAACAGGAUAAAAGCAAUUAUUCAAUGGCAAAUCAUGGUAGAUUGCUAUCAUAUUAAUCUUUCAAUCCUCCUCCCUAUUUUGGAGCCAAAAUCAGAAAAACCCAAUUGUUUCAACGUGUUAAAAGUCUAAAUAACUUAACCAGAUGUGUUCGAGUUGAAUUUCUUUUAAUGAUACCAAUAAACAAAAGGAAGCAUAUAAAAUGCAUACAUGAGUGUUCAGGCAUAUAUUAUUGUACAAUAAAUAUAACAACUUUUAAAAAAUUAAAUUAAAAAUUAAUUUUGAAAUAGUAAAUGGUAAUUAGAGGGUUGUCAUAAAUAAAUCAGUAAAGUCCAGGAAGCUUGUGUGCAUGUUUUAAUCAAAUUUCAUUAUUUAGUAUCUAAUUGUUUGAAUAUAAUGCCUUUUUAAUGUUCAUAUUUAAAAAUGCUAAUGCUUAUCAAACGUAAAAAUGUCAAAAAAAAGUCUAGUAUGUAAAUUCAGGUGUAACUUUCUUCUUAAAUAUAUGAAUGAUAUGGGCCUGGCAUAAUUAAUGUACAGGACACAUGGGAAAUAUUUAGCUAUAGAAUACAAAUAUGAAGUUUGGCCUUCAAAUUUCAUAUCAACAGCCACCACCCAAAAUACACUUGAAAAAUCUAACUCCUGGCCUUCACACCUGUUAGGAAAAUUCAGUGGAAUUUGCUAAGACAUUUCUGAGUAAAAUUAUUGUCCUGGUCAGUUUUGUUUGUUGGUUUGAUUUUUUUUUUCCUUGAGUAGAUUUGCUGUUCCUUCACUGAACACCAUCCCUUCUAGUGAAAUAGAAAUACUUGAGGCCUGAUGGUAUCUUUUUAAUACUUUUGAGGAAAAUUAACAUCAUUCAUUCAGUAUUCAUGACUCUUAAACCAAGAUAUACAAGGCAGAGUUUAAGUUCAAAAAUGUAAUCAAUAAUAAUAAUGAAGUAAAUGAAUGAAAGAGGUAAGAGUUUCAAUCUUUUGUCUGAAUCGACACUAAGGAUUACAGAAUAGUACAUAUGGAAAUCAGUUUCAACAGUAAUCACUCUAAAUAAAUAAAAAAAAUCACUUUAAAUCAGUGUUUCAUAUUUGCCAGGUUUUAGAAGAAUUUGCCUCCAAGAUUCACUGUAUGCUGAUAUUAAAGUUCAGCAUGAAUCUUCAUUGUUUGCAAGAAAACACUGACUCAGAAUACUGAGCAGAUAGAUAAAAUGUCAUAGGUUUUUUAUUUAAGAUUUUGCUCAACAUCAGAAAAAUCUGAAAUAUUUUGAGAGAAAUCUUAAAUGUCUUGCAUCAUUUUAAAUAUUCUCUUUUUAAAAGAAAAAAAGCAAAUGAAAAUAUUAUGUUUUUUAUUAUUUUGCAUCUGAACAAGGUGUUUGAAAUUAUCUGCAAGGGAAAAGCAGAUAAACAUGGUUCUUGUAUAAUCUGAUCUAACAUCAUUUUUUAUUUAUUUAUUUUUUGGGAUUUUUUGGUGGUUCAGUGUGCCGUUGCUUUAUUCCACUAUUCCACCUCCCAACCUCAUAAUAGUGACAUUUCUGACCUAGCAGCCAAAUUCAUAUUCUAUUCCAGUUCCUGAAAAUCUCUUAUAAACAGACAUCUGACUUCAAAGUACCUCCAAUCUUAUAACACAUACUAAAUACCAAGAAGCAUAGUGUCAAGUAUCAAGAUUUGGAAACACAAGAUAAAUGUGAAAAAUCAAUGAAGGCCAGCUCAAAAUUUGAUUUCACUUUUGUUAAUACAGAAUUUACUUGGAAAACCUUUGAUUAGUGUUUGAUAAAUUACUCCAUCAAAUAUAAAUUUGCAGCUAAACAUCUAACAGUAACAAUUUGAGUUCCAUUUGUCUUUGACAAGGUGCCAAAAGUUCAGGAAAUCAAGCAUGACACUGGCCUAGUAGAAUAAUAAGAUUGUAAUAAUUUUCCUUCAAGCCAAACAGGAAUGGAGAAUAAUGUCCACUCGAGCUAUACAAGGUCAUUAAUUGUGUGAUUUAAUACAUAUAUAUAUAUAUAUAUAUAUAUAUAUAUAUAUAGUGGAAAAUAUAUGCAUACAAGAAAUAAAUGUAUAUAAAAGUUGUAGCUAGUGAACAUAGUAUUUUCAAGUGUGGUAAUCAUACUGAGUAU
Messenger RNA from Marmota monax (woodchuck), 5907 nucleotides. It is a transcript of the gene Tacr3, whose product is annotated as tachykinin receptor 3. The record is from RefSeq and is a predicted model, not a curated record. The transcript has 5 exons. The coding region runs from base 594 to 1988 and encodes 464 amino acids. Gene Ontology annotation, molecular function: tachykinin receptor activity. NCBI's taxonomy places the organism in Eukaryota, Metazoa, Chordata, Mammalia, Rodentia, Sciuridae. Gene Ontology annotation, cellular component: sperm midpiece; plasma membrane. Gene Ontology annotation, biological process: positive regulation of flagellated sperm motility; G protein-coupled receptor signaling pathway.